UUUUCUAUGGUGUCAAAUGUCAAUCUAACAAACUAACCUCAACAUAGCCAGUUUUUUGUUGGUUUAAUUAACAAAUAUCUAAAUAACUUGUUAUCAGCCGUUUCGUCUAGUACACUUUCCUGUUGCAGAAGUGAAUUUUAAAAUAAAUGAUAAUGGAGGAUGACGAACAAGAAGAUGUUAAAAAGAUGACAGAGUUCAUAAAUAAACAAAAAUCUAGUUACCAGAAUAAUGUUCAAUUAGAAUUUGAAGACUUUGUUAAUUUCAAGCAAGAUUAUAGUGAUCAGGAAUUUGAUGAAGAUGACGAAGAAUCUUGCUAUGAAGUUCUCAGCAUUAAAACUUUAUAUUUAGAUAAUGCGCCUGGUCAAGAGUUAGUUUUUACUGAAGAAGAACAAAAUACCAUAGACUCAUGUACAGAACCUGAACUGAAAAAGUUACUCAUAUUAAAUAGAUCGAAGAACAUGCAACUUAUAAAACUUCAUAAAAAAAUUCAAGGAUUCUUGGCAGAAUGUGAAGCUGAAAUAGAAGAAAAGAAGAAUGUGUUGAAAAAUUCUGAACCAAAACAUUUAAAUCAACAAACAUUUAUUUGGAAACUUGCUGCUCCAUAUUUUAAGGACAAAAAGUUUUUUCCAUGUCCUCUUAACUCGGACGCCAUGCGGAAACGUAAUAGAGAUGAAUUGAGUGUUUAUGAUUUAAACCCAUCACCAAAGUGGACACCAAUUGAAUUUGAUCGUUUAAAUAAUGCAGUUAAGUGUAAUUAUAAUAUAAACAGGCAAAACAAUAUUGUCUCAAAAAUAAGUGCUUUGAAAAACAAAAUGAAAAGUGGUGAUGAAGAUAAAAGCUUAGUCGAAGAAAUUUUAAAUUUAAAAGAACAGUUGGAAGAAUUGAAAAUUGGGGAUGAUAAAUUGCCACCAUUGAAUUCAAAUGAGUUCAUCAGUUGGUAUAAAGUAGCAGAAACUUUUUUAAAAGACAAACACACGGCGGUAGAAUGCGAAUCAGUAUGGCACAUGCUCCUUCAUCCUGAUAUUAAUAAAUUAGAAUGGACCAAAGAAGAAAAUAAAUCUUUAGAAACAAUAGCAAAACAGCAUUCAUUCCAAAACUGGGAUGAAAUUGCUGCUGAGUUAAGUACUAAUCGCACUGGCUUUACAACUUGCCUACACUACCAUAGCAAGCUUUGUGAUAAAUUUAAAAGAAGUAAAUUCAUACCAGAAGAAGACAAGUUUUUGUUAGAAGUAGUGGACAUCUACAAAGUUGGAAAUUUCAUUCCCUGGAAUAAAGUAGUGUGCCAUUUCAAUAAUCGCUCCAGACAUCAGUUGUAUCAUAGAUACACAUAUUUUCUGUCGCAAAAUCAUGUAAAAAGGGGCAAAUUUUCUGAAGCUGAAGACAUCUUGCUAAUAAUUCUAGUCAAUAAAUUUGGACGAAAUUUCAAAAAAUGUGCAGAGUAUAUGCCACAUCGUUCUCAGGUUCAGUUGAAAAGCCGUUACAAUUCAAACUUACAAAGACAUAUAAAGAAAGGGACAUUUACCUCAGAAGAUGAUGAAGUUAUUUAUGAUUAUGCUAAAAAGUUUGGUGAAAAAAGCUGGAGUAAUUUGGCCACAAAACUGAGAAGAUGCAACGCACAAAUUCGUCAAAGGUAUAAAUUAAUAAAAACAUUUUUACAAGAGAAUCCACAAGCAUCAGUGGCAGACAUUCCAAAGAGAAGACAUCGCUUUGAUCAGAUGAAUGAAGGGCAACAUGAUUUCUUAAAUUACAUGGCAGAACAGUACAAAGAUACAGAUGAGAUACCUACAUUGUCAGUAAUCGAGGAGAGCUUACAGGCUGAAUUAAUAAGUCCUAAUUUAAACAGAUCCUUUCAAAAGAAGAUCAACAAACCCGCAAUUGAAUCAUCGGAAGCGAAACCCAAAAAUAUUGAUGCCAUGCUUACUGAUCUUUUUACUAGUUCAAUCAAGAUGAAACAAUGUGGAGUAAUAACAGAGGCGUAUCUUAACGAAGCGACGGACAAUGCAAAUCAAAUAUUGAAGUUACUGGGUGUUAAGUUAUAUAUUCCAAAAGACUUAGAAAAUGAUCAUUAUGUUGAUAAUGUUGAUGUAAAAAUUUUAGAACGGAUUUCAAAAAACAACAAUUUAAACCAAACAGAGGUAAGUAGACUGAUCCCACCAAAUCUCAAUACGUUAGUUGGUUUAAGAAGUUUGAUACUUAAACACAAAGAGUGUAAGUCACAACAGAAAAGCAAAUAUUUUGCGAGUACCUCCAAAUGUAACCCAGUUUCCUCACAAACAGACGAAGGGCCUGGUAGUACACAAGAAUUAGAAAAACAUGGAAUUUUGUACCACAGAGAAUUAUUUUCACAACGUUUUGAUAUGCUGUUUGAUUGGAGUGCCUUCUUGUCCUUAGAAAAACCAAACCAAUUAAGCGUGCCAGAGCAGGUAACAGCAAACAACUUAUCCUCAACAUCAAAAAAAACGUAUAGUAAGAGACAAGGCCCUCAAAACACCUCCGCUCCCAAAAAACGAAAAAUCGACGUAUCAGCUUUAACAGAUCUAAGUAAGAAUCCACAGUUGAAGUCGGUCGAUAAACAAGUGGUGGAAGAUUUAAUUAAAAAAAAUAAUAUAAAGGUGAUUAGGCUAGAUUCAAUAUCUGGAUUAAAUAUAAAACGUGUUAGUAAACCAACUAGCAAUGUAAAUCAUUCCAGAAGCGAACCAUCAGUAUCAAGUGCUGAUGACAGUGUUACCAUUAGCAGCAAUUCGUCACCGUCUACUGAUAAUGAAAAUAUUGUAACUAAUGAUGACCUGCAAGAUGUUGAAACUCUUAACACUUUAUUGAAAACAUUGAAAUCUGAAGCAAACACUGGACCAAGUUGCCAAAAUGAUGAAUAUCAAGCCAUUAAAGGCGAUGUACAGUUGUUAAAAGAGAUUCUGCAAUACGAAAAAAUUCAAGUGAAGUCGGAUCCUGAGGGUUCAUAGUUUUUUUUGCAAUCAUGUUAAAUAAAUAAUUUGUAUAAA
Zophobas morio is the source of this 2999-nucleotide messenger RNA. RefSeq lists its product as uncharacterized. The transcript has 5 exons. Gene Ontology annotation, cellular component: snRNA-activating protein complex. Gene Ontology annotation, molecular function: RNA polymerase III type 3 promoter sequence-specific DNA binding; RNA polymerase II cis-regulatory region sequence-specific DNA binding. Gene Ontology annotation, biological process: snRNA transcription by RNA polymerase II; snRNA transcription by RNA polymerase III. NCBI's taxonomy places the organism in Eukaryota, Metazoa, Arthropoda, Insecta, Coleoptera, Tenebrionidae. The record is from RefSeq and is a predicted model, not a curated record. The coding region runs from base 147 to 2960 and encodes 937 amino acids.